Naumovozyma dairenensis CBS 421 is the source of this 957-nucleotide messenger RNA. RefSeq names its product Izh4p (gene IZH4). Gene Ontology annotation, molecular function: signaling receptor activity. The coding region runs from base 1 to 957 and encodes 318 amino acids. The record is from RefSeq and is a predicted model, not a curated record. Gene Ontology annotation, cellular component: membrane. The transcript has a single exon. NCBI's taxonomy places the organism in Eukaryota, Fungi, Ascomycota, Saccharomycetes, Saccharomycetales, Saccharomycetaceae.
AUGAGCUCAAUCACUACAACAAAGGGAGGAUGCCCUAAUGAUAACUAUCCGACCUCAAAAAGAUACACCGUUAUUUCCAAACUAUCUACCAGAAACCAUUAUAAAUUAAAGGAAUUACCAGAAUGGCAGAGGGAAUUUAAUAGCGGUAAAGUUAUAACAGGAUUUUUGAAGGAAACCAAUUCUUUCAAGAAAUGCCUUUGGUCAACAAUGUAUUGGCACAACUCUUCAAUAAAUAUUUCCUUAAAUGGAAUAGCUGCAACGGUAUAUUUUAUGUUACUCUUCUUUUUUACGGAUUGUUACUUAAUACCUUCUUUCCCAUCUACAACUAUGUCAGAUUACAUCGUUUUAAAUCUUUAUCUCUUAACGGCCACUCAAAAUUUUAUGGUUGGAACAAUUUUUUACAUCAUGAAAUCUCAUUCAAAACAACAAGCUUUUCUAUGGUAUAAGUUAAAUAAUAUAGGGUUGAUAAAUCAUAUUGCAUCAUCUGUGGUCACAUUAUUAUAUUACCAUUAUUUUGACUAUGUUUUUUAUUUCAAAUUCUUUACGAUCGUAACCCUUUUAUUGAUAACACUAUUUACUUGUAGUAUAAUUUCCGAUUCAUUCAACAAAAUGACAAGGAUACGAAAGAAUUUUUUAUUGUUGGCUUAUAUUAUUUUACUGACAUUGAUGCCAUCACUUUUUGCUAUAUUAAGAUUUGGUUUGGCUAAAGUUUUAGAAAGGAUUAGUUUGAAUUUGAUUAUUUUAGAAAUUUUCAUAUAUGCUUUCGGAUUGACAAUAAGGACGUCCCAACUUCCUGAAAGAUUUUUUAACAGUUUUGAUUUUUUGGGUAAUUCUGAAAAUGUCUAUCAAUUAUCGAUUAUUGUUUGUUCUUUCAUCCAUUUCAAGAUACUGAUGAAUUCGUAUUGCUUAAUGCAUUCAGGGGUUAAUCCUCCUACAUUAGUUACGUUCCAAGAUUGA